ACAAUUUGUGCGCCAUGCGCUCCCAAUAGUAUUAUCCUCUUUACUAGCCGGUGAACGAUGGAUUUUGCACGUAAGGAAACGAUCCAGGAACAAGCACCAACAAAUUCCAAAAAGCGAAACCGGAAAACUUUCGAAAAUAGUGCAGACACAAAAAAUGAACCAAAGAAACGGGUGAAACAUGAUGCGACCGAAGUGCGACGAAAAGAAAGCAAAGUGUCUGAUGAGGCAAAAAGACAUGAACCCAUAAGACCAAAAAAUAAACAGUGGAUAAAUUCCAUGAUCGCACCGAUAAUACACCACCAAACCGGUAAUCCGUCCGCAUCCUUCCUACGCCAAAACAUCCACCAUGCUAUUCUGCAGCUUCCGUUGCAACCGGACGUAAUCGAUAAGGAUAAUUUAUUAAGUCAUUUUAAAACCACACGUCCCUUUUUCGCCGCUCAUGCGAUGCCACUGCAUACUACUCCCGGGUUAGGCCCUUCGACGCCCGAUCUAAUGGUACGAGCGCUACACACCAAGGAGGCAUAUCAACGGGAGCUCUUAAGUCUGGAAAAAAAAUAUAAAAACGCUUCCAAGUCCUAUCCGCUCGAUCCCGCUGAUGGGAAGGAGGUGCAACAUUCAGUUGCCCUUAUAUACGCGACCCUGCUUGAUCGCGAUCCCGAUCCAUAUCUGCAGCCAAGCACGGGCUAUGAUUAUCACUUUACCGGCGGUACAAUGGUGGCAAUACGAAACAUCAAUGGUGCGGAUGGAUGUACCGCCACCAUAUUCAAAGCCAUCGGAGCAAGCUUGGAAAAUGUGGAAGUGCUGCGAGUCGGUGAAUCAGCACAGGAUGAAUUUCAUUGUGCUGGAGAUCUGAAGGUGCACGAGGUGCAAUCAUAUCCUAUCGAUAUAACUGGUCCGAUUCUAGAAAUGGUUCCGGACGAUGUUGGCCAGGUAAUGCUGGUUAGAAAACAAAACGUUAUGCUAAUUUUACGGCAAGCCGACGUCUCCGCGGGCGUGAAGGAAUGGUGUACUGUACAGAAAUUUUACUCCGCGAGCACGUUUGCGAGCGUUUGUUUUGUCACGAAACCGGCGGCAUCAGGUAAAACGUUUACACUCUGCACAACCGACUACCAGCGGCAACUUCAGCUGUGGAUAGUCAGUGAUGAUGAAGCAUCGUGUGAGCACAUUGUAAAGCUUCCGCCAGCAACGACAGCGACUGAUAUAAAUCUUACACAUCGCAUUGAAGAUAACUGGUCGGCGGUACGAUCCGUCGAUUGCCAUUCGCUAGUGGCGUGUCUCGACCGUAAAGUAAUUCGGUUUUUUACGUUGCAAAAAAAUGCAUCAUCGAGUUUCACUCUGGACGCAGACUCGUACCGACUUGUGUACCGUGGUGGAAAUGGUUUUGCACAGUGGAUUUCCGAUUGUGAACUUUGUUGCGCGCUAGAGGUAACACCCUCGGAAGGACUCCUUUUUAUAGCCACCUGCCACAAACUCAUUGUAGGAAGGAUAGAGACAAAAAAAGCACCGUUGAAGAAAAAAGACGCUCAAAUUUUGCUUGGAAAUGAUAAGGAUAUGAUCGAAUUAAAAGUGUUGCUCGUUUUUGCUCACAACUUGUAUCAACGUCCCGUCUUUAUUAGUCACCAGUGGGACGCGACCAUCGAUAGAGACGUGGUACAUCAUUUCGUACUCUUCAGUAGCCAUCUACCGAUGAGCUACGGUAUGGCAAGUUUUACUCGCUCUGGUCCGGUCACCACACCGGCAUAUGCUGCCCGGCACUAUCCCUACCAUCCGCCUACGUUUCACAACACUUACAAGCUAGCACAAGCGCGUGGAUUCUGUCAUUCUGCAUACGAACCGCUAAAAAAACGGUUUUACUCUUGUCAAUCCGGUGCGGUACUAAUCCGGGGAAGGACACCACGUGACAACGGAGAGGAACCCGGGUUGUACAUCCUGCUGCAGACUUCGGCUGGAGAUUUGCUACAACAACGGGUCUCGUACAAUUUCGAACGAGCUGAGAAAAUCGUUUACGAUCGAGAAGGCAUUGACGCCCAGAAGCAAACGAUGGCGAUGGUUCUGCAACACUGGCACGAGAAGUUGGUAGAACAGGCGGGCAAAAUUCCAUAUUCUGCUACCAGCUUUAAAACGAUGCAUAAAUUUCGUGACAUUUUCAACUGCCCGAUCGAAGGGAAUAACCUCAAACAGGUGCUAUUUCUACACCCAUUGAAAAAGAAAGCUUCCAAGGUAGCGACCAAAAGGGAUAGCGGGAAGAAACCCCAGACUGAGACAGACGAGGACGAAGGGCUGGGAUCUUCGACACGGGACGAUACAUCUACCUGUACAGACAAAACGCAACGCUGGGCGCAUCGGCGGCGGGAAAAAUAUGGACACCAAAAGAGCGUACCGUGGCGCCAAACGAUCGAAGAGCUGCAACAGUAUCGGGAUGUGCUCGCACCGUCAAUGCUUGCCGUGUGGGGUGUUGGACAUGAUUCUGGUAUUCUCGGAGAAAGUACGAAUCUGGGGCAAAUACCCACCCGUUUACCUCCGUUGGCGGACAUUAAUGAGCGUGUUGGAAGCUGGGUUAAUGGUACAUCGCGAGAGCAGUGCGAACUGGAAGUUUUAGUGGAGGAAAAUGAAGUGUUGGACAAAUCGAACAGUGUGCCCAACGGACAUGGGCUAGAUGCAUUAACGGACGAUCACCACAGUCAGGAUCUGUUUUCAGAACCAUGGACACGGUCACAAGCAUUCACCGCUUCUCAGUUGUUCCAGCAAGGGGAGCAACCAGAAAGAGCAAACGCUAAACCUUCGAAAAGAGCGUACUCGAAAGGGUUUUAAAAGAAGUACAACUACAAUGCAGUUAGAUUAGUUUCUGCUGAACUGUUAAUGAUGGCUGGUGGACAAAAGCAGACCUUUGCUUAUUUGCACCUGAAGUGAUGUGAAACCCUGCAUUGGCGCGAUCUCUGUUCUCAUAGCGUACACGCGUUUAAGCCAUGCCUCGCUGAGAUGAACCACAAACAGACUACUAGAUAUCAAUCAUCACAGGAAAUGAACUACUCCCCGAAACAAGUCCAAAUACAAGCUCUAUAUUGGCUAUAGGACUAUAAAACUAUAGGACAGGAUAUAGGAAACAACAGCUCUGAAGAAUUUGAAUUGAAAUACAACGGAAUCGCUCAUGCAUAACAUAGAACGUUUCGCAUGAAUAAGUUGUGUUGUCGUUUUGUUAUGGUUCUUUUCUGAUGAAAGAUUUGAAUUUAUUAUUUCAUUAUUUACCAAUAUAUAUAUAUAUAUAUA
This is a messenger RNA of Anopheles moucheti, 3267 nucleotides long. RefSeq lists its product as uncharacterized. NCBI's taxonomy places the organism in Eukaryota, Metazoa, Arthropoda, Insecta, Diptera, Culicidae. The transcript has 2 exons. The record is from RefSeq and is a predicted model, not a curated record. Bases 58 to 2811 code for a protein of 917 amino acids.